Messenger RNA from Pocillopora meandrina, 40729 nucleotides. Lineage: Eukaryota; Metazoa; Cnidaria; Anthozoa; Scleractinia; Pocilloporidae. The record is from the annotation of a GenBank genome assembly.
AUGUACUCAAAGACUCACUGUGACUCGUAUGACUGGAUCAACCUUAACUGUCCAAAACUGUGUGGAUACUGUGGAAAAGGUGAGUGCAGAGUUUGGCCAUCUGGGCAGCUCGUAUCGUUUGGUAUAUACACCGUACAUAGGUAAUGGUGAAAACUGGGAGUGUUGUGCACAGUUGUAUGCUUCUUACAGUUUCAAAACGUCGUGGAAAGUAAAUAAUGCUUCAUAAUAGUACAAAAAAAUAUGUCCUACUCUCACCCAACACUUUCUCUUAUGACAGAAGUUUACCAUCCUUUUUUCUUGCAGAAGAAGCAACUCCAGAAACAGAGAAAGUUGCAAAUUAUUUGGGAGCAACAGCGCAGCCGACAGUAAAUCCCCUUAAGGGAUGGGAGAACGCUCCGACUACAGUUCCGGACACUUCCAAGGUGGUUCUGGGCCGUAAUAAUUAUACCUACCCUAAGGUAAAAUACGAAGGUAAUGCACCAAUCGUAGCUACGAACGAGAUAGCUAAUGAGACAAUUUACCCGGAAGUCAGUGUACCGACCAAUGGCUCUCCCUUAUAUAAUGUAUAUAACAAGACAGUAGCGUCUGAGAACAUACUUCCGGUGGUACAGGCUGGUGCGACAUCGGGUUCAGAAAUAGGUGUCUACGAUUCGUCGACCCCACAAGAAGCGCUUUCAGCUCAUGUGGGAACGAUGGAACCAACCUCAGAGCCUCUUCUCGUUAUGAACGGAAGUGAACUUGUGCCAGUGGAAGAAAUGGAAGUUUUAGAAAUUAAAAAGAAUCCCGACUGGGUUGUGGACAUUCCUUCAGCAGUACAACCAGUUGAAAGCAACGGUGUAGAAAAAAUACGAAUUUCUUUCAUCGAGAAAAACCAGCCUUUGCAAGGUGUAAACGAGGUCUCCUUACAACCAGUACCAGAGGGUAAUAUGGAAAAUAUUAAAAUUUCAUUUCUUGGAAACGAAACAUCUCCUGUAACAGCUGAAGGAAAUGGGAUAAGCUUGGAAGCAACUCCAGCCGAGAAGCAAAACCAAAACAUUAAAAUUUCGUUUGAAACCGAUAAAGAACCAGCAGUUCCCAUUGAGGUCCCUGUAAUGCAUGAAACUCCAAGUCACGUGACUGUGCAAAACUUGACGUUAACGCAGCCGAGUACUGCGCAAUCACUCCCAACGCAGGCUCCUCCCAUGCCCAGCGGUCCUGAUGUAGUGAAUCCUUUUGCGGGAGGAAUUGUGGAUAAGAUUAUCAGCAACGCGACAGCCACAGCAACUCCGCUGACUCCAAAUCAGAAUAUCACCGUGGAUUUUAGACACAACACGGGUACUGGUGUCCCUGUGACCAUGCAACAGCUUCGUAAGUAGCAAUUUUAAUAGAAUAGAAACAGAAAAUCCGGUUAAAUAGCCAUCUACUUUGCACGUCUGAAAAAGGUCCUUAAAUUUUUUUCACAAAUAUAGUUACUGAUAAAAGUUGAUGAACACAAAAUUUAUUUUUAUCAUGAACGUCUAACUUUGAAGUUUAAGAGGAAUUGUUCCCUUAAAAAAUAGCAUAAAUCUUUUGGAACUAAAUCAUCAGCAUUCCUCCUACAUAAAGCAGUCUGAUACUCAAAAAAGACCGUGACUCAUUUCAAUAGGUGUUGUGACCGGCAAGUGAUAAAACUGUCAAAAUUUUCGCCCUAACUCCUUGGAAAUUUCUCCGAAUAAUUUCAUCAAGGCAAACAAAAUUUUUCUAAACAAACAGAUUUUCCCCGCCCAGCAUAAAUUUUUAAGCGCGCCCAGAUUUGAUUUGUUGUAUAUUUGAACUGCGCUUAGUUGUAAACACUAUGUAAACUCUGGCGAUUCCUGUGGUCAUGCAAUUGUCUCAUAUAGAGAGUUCCUUGUUAGAAUCGUAGUGUUUUGCGAGGAUUUGCGGGUGGCCGUUGAUGCGAUGAUAGACAAACCGGCCGAUCCGAACAUUAAUGUUAAUGAAUGCAAAGCUCGUGGAGGCUUUUUCUGUUUGCCAUGUGAGAACUAAAAUGGUAACAACGACACCCGAGCGGCGGAAAACAUGAAAUUCAAUUUAUUUCUUCAAGUGAUUAUUGCAUCAUUGCUAGCGGUGUUUGGACAGAGUAAGUUUUUAUCUGGUGAUGGAUGAAAGUCAAAAAUAAGCUCUGACCUUGAUCGGUCAGAUUUAGGUUGCAAAAUCUAUUCAUUGUAGUGAUUGAGGCCGUCUUAAGAUAAUUUUGCACUGUUUUCAGAAAGACGUUUAUAAAAUUAACCGAUUUUACGAUUUUCAUUCGGGUGCUCGUUACUUGAUGACGGUGCGUGGAAACUGUGGAAAUUUCUGAGAGUUUCGAACAUUUUCACCGAGACAAACCUACCGUAUUGUCUUAAUACAAUUGUUUACUCCGACCUAAGUUAAAUUGCAGCUACAGAAGCUCUCCAGUGCAGCUAAUUGUCGCAAAUGUAACAUCUACACCAAUUAUUUGCCCUAAGAGGGUAUUAAAACUUUUUGUUUGGGUUUUUGCCAUUUAAAGAAGAAAUCUAGCUAUAUCAUGUGACCAUAAGGCCAUUUAUGAAUUAACUCUGACUCCAGAAUAAUUUUUUUUAUUGCCAUCGCCUCAUGUAGCUUUUUUGUCAAUUUAAUUCAUGUUUUAAUUCAAGAGAAAAUGCCUUGUGGUUCAUUACGUAAAGGAGCUAUUGGAAGAGGGUCAAGUAAAUUUUUAGCCUGAGAAAUUUGCUCUGUUGUAAAAUGAAUAUCCUGCAAUUAGUUUUUAGGGUCUGGGACUCAUUUGUCUUCCUUCGUAACAAGAAAAUCAGUUUCAACAAGUUUCUUAUGAGACAUGACUCUAAGAAUUUACGAGUACGGAUAUGGUUUGCAGAUUCGUAUAUCGAGCUUAAGUGGUCAUCGUCGGUCUUGAGAGUUCGCAGAAUAUUUUGACUUUCAUUUCGUCUUUAAUGCAGCCAACUCUUUGGUGCAAUAAAUCAUACAUCUCACUUAAAUCAAACAUGAUAAGGAGUCUAUGCAAUCUCUUCAUCGGUCAUUGCAUAACUUUACGUUGCGUGUUUGUUUAAAAACUAUAUGUUUGCCGAUAAUAUUUAUGAUGGAUAGCGCAUUGUCAACAUACAAACUUUUUCCUUAGUGGUAUUUUUUAUUGCUUAACAGCAAUUUGGUCCAAUCUCAAAUUACAAUUUGCACUUAUUUUUCUGCAGCCGUCGUAGAGCAGAAUGCUACAGCUGAGCCAAACGUUUACGGUGAGUAAAUAGAGUACCUAGUGAGAAAAAGAGCAUUUUUCGAUCAAGUGUCGUAAAACCAAAAGCGAUCAAAGUAAUCGUAAAAACCAAUUAAAGAAAAAUUCCUUUCAGAACCAAUGAGAACUCAAAGCAAACCAACCAACCAAACCAAAGCACGAGAAACGCGGGCGACCAAGUCGUGAUUGGUUUUAGUUUUGCAUCUGAUUGGUUAAAAAGAUGGCGCGUUUUAGUUUUUUUUCUAGACCGAUCACAACGCGAAGUAAAGCAAAACCAACUCAAUUCCAGAUUAUUUGCGACAGUCGAUUGAAAAAUUGCUCUGUGACCACAGUAUCUUCCUUUUAAGUGAGGUUGUCGUGAAAAUCGAUGCAACUACCACUUCAUUUCUCUUUCUUGGAAAUCAUCGCCAGUUUUUAGAAACUUACGAAAAUUUAUGCACUGUUAAUGAUUUAAGAACUUUAAGCUGUCAUCGUAGAUAAUGCCCACUUUAAUCCAGUGAUGUUAACUUUAGACAAGAGAAUGUCAACUGGUAUUCUCUUGCCUUAGAGUAGGGGGCAAAAUACUCUUCAGUGAUCACAGGUCCAAAAAUAAUCAAACAUUUUUCUGAGGUUCUGUUAACGUAUAUAUCACUUGUUCCCAUAGAAACUUGGUGUAAUGACGACCCUGUGUGUGGUAAAUAUACAGAGGCCAGUUGUAACGAGGCGUGGUUGAAAGUUAACUGCCCCAAGAAAUGCAAAAUAUGCGGCAAUGGUGAGCACUGCUUAAAUUUUUGAAUCUUUGUACUUGGUAAAGUCAUAUCCAUGGAAGAGAAAAUAAAACUGAACUUUGUUGUCGGUGAACGACCAUAAAUCCUCAAUGUUUUCUCAUCACACACUCAAAUUAAACUCGCACAAAGUCAUCCCUGGCGCGCGUUGCCCAUAGUAACAUACAUUGCUGUCAGAAACGCGAUUUAAAGCAUAGCUGGAAAGAAACGCCACUCUAGAAGCAGGGGACGCGCUUGUUAUUAGUACGCAUGCCAGAUAAAAGCCACUUUGUUCAAUUUGAUUGUAUCUUGUGUCUAUCAAUAACCUUCUUGGAUUUCCUGAAAGAUCUAACUACUGUUUCGUGUAUCACAGAAACAACUUCAACAUUUACGACACCUCAACAAGCAGUGACAACAAAUAACACAUCAAAUAACGCAACAGAGAAACCGUACACGGAGCUGUCUGUCACAGUACCCUCUGAGGUCACAAAAUCAUUGGAGACAUCACGAAAGCCUGUUUUAGUAAACAUUAAAGGUGAAAAUGGGAAACCGGCGUUGGAGGACCAGGUGUCAAACAAAGUACCCAUGGUGGAAACCAUAGUUGUCAAGCUUCCUGCAAACAUUAAAGCUGAAGACGAACACAAAGCUAAGAUUAAAGUAAAAGGUCCGGCGAAAAAUCAUAUCAAUGUAACAGUGAGUCAUGGGACAACUAUUCUUCAAAUACCAGAAGGUAACUAAGGCCUUUUCUUAACGAUUAAAUAGAAAUACGCAUACAUCGACUCUUCUGCAGCUAUCUGAUUGGUAUUAAAGCUGUUUAAUCUCGUGUGAUUUCAUCGAAUUUUUCUGUUUUUCGAAGCAAGCUCUAUCAAUCGUAAGGGUCUUCAUUUAUUUAAAAAUAUAUAUUACUAGCCAGCCAGUAAGUGUUAGCAAAACUUACUGUGCUAUCCACCAGAUAGAGAUUUAUCCACUGGAUAGCGUUAUCCACCCUUCGAUCAUCAGGGGCCUUAUCGGUUAAAGGAGGCGAAUGAAGAAUACUAGGUAUUGCUGACGCGUUAUUUGUUAUUUCCAGCACCCUGGUGUAAUGACAAGAGUGAAUGUUCGCGAUACUCCAUGAACCAGUGUAAUGACGAAUGGGUUCAACUUAAUUGUCCAAGAAAAUGCCAGUUUUGUCGACGUAAGUACACGAUUAGAGAUAUUUUCGGCCACACUUUGUAUAUGCUUAUGAAUCUGUUUGAGCGGGGACUGGGGUUUAACAACAAAUAUGGCGGACAAGGCGCGUAAAUUUUAGCCUCGGCGAAGUAGCGGCAGACGCAGAAAAUUUGCCCGGACAUGGAGUUUAAAGUAACCUGAAAAAUAAUGGGUUGACCGACGAAUUAAAAGGAUAGCAGUCAUCUAUACGAUGAAAUGAAGCUAUUUGGCAUAUGAUUAAUUUCAGCUGUUUGCAAGGAUAAUAAGGAAUGCAGUCGCUUUUCGAUAGAAAGCUGUGAAAACGAAUGGAUGAGAAAGAAUUGCAAGAAAAAGUGCGGUUUUUGUGAAGGUAGGUGGAUUUGAUGAGACUGAAAUCUUAUUUAGAAAGCUUUAAAUUUUAGACAGCGACUUCGAUCGUGAGUCGGAGUUGAAAGAAAAUGUGACAGGUAUUCGCGCGUGAAACAGCACUGUGUACAGGGACCUUGAAAAGCGAAGAUCCUGGCUUUAGAGCUUUAAAGCGACGUACAAGAUGCCAGAUCGCAAGGUUGUCACGCAGUUUUAGCAAUAUAGGACGACAGUUCUAAGUAUAGCUUUUCUAAAUACAUCUAAUUUCAUGGAGAUACACUGGCAUGAAUUAAUUUUAUGUAACAGAGAUGAUCUCUGCAAAGUAUAAUACACCCCCAAAAAAUAAAAACAAACAAGACAAAACAAAACAAACAAACAAACAAACAAAAGCAAAAACAAAAAACAUGUGGGGUUUUGUUUUUCCUAAAUGCUGUAGUCAUCAAAGUUAUUAGAGAAUUAUAUUUUGGGAAAAAAACUUGAAAUUAGAGGAAUUCAGUCUCCGAAUUGAUGAUGAACAGAAAAUUGGAAUCUUUACCUUGUUGUGCGGGAGGUUUUUGGGAAGAAAAGUAAAAAGAAAGAAAAAAGAAGGGAAAAAUUCAAGACUACCCAUACAUUCUAAAGCUCACAGUCUUGACCAUAUUUGAGGGUGAAUGACACUAUGUGCCAGACAAGUUACUCUUCAUUAUUUGGAUAAUUCCUUCCUAACAUUUGCAUAAUGCUGUCUGUUUGGUGGAUAAGGUGGAUAUAUUAAAAUUGGCCAGAUCCUGUUGGCCAUACAAUUUUUAUUCUUCAACAUCUGGUUGUUUCUAUUAUCUUGAAAUUAGUUAACAAACUUUACUGUGAUAUUUAUGAGUGUUCUUGAACCAUUGCAGUCAAUAUUAACGCUGGCUCUAUCUGCUAAUUUAUUAACGCUGUUUGUAAAUUUGCUUUUAAUGAAACUAGUAUGGUUCUAAAAUGGUUAAUAUAAAGUCUUGUCUUGACUAAUACAAACUUUUUCAAUAAUACACUGACUUUUCUGAAAAAAAUUGAAUGGAUGGCUUUACCUCUAACAAACCUAACACUGAACAGUAUUUAAGACUAUGCUAUACAAAAUAGUGGUUGAAACAAUAACAAAGAUCAAAAUUCCUUAAUGACAGUGUGCCAAAACACACCAAUAAUAACAAACCAUGGUGUUAUAAAUAGCAACACCUUUGCCUUUGACCACAUUGCUCCAAACAGUAUAACAGUUGAAACAUCGUGAUUAAUACAAUUGAUAGCUUGACUCUAGAUGGUAGGAAAAGUAAUUAAACAUUCAUUUAUCUACAAAACCACAAUGAACAACAACAUUUUCUGUAACAAGAUUAACCAUAUAAGGUUACAGAGUCAAAAUACAGGGCUUUUUCUGAUAGCCUUACCGGAACUCUAAGAUUACCACAGGAAUUGUUAUGAAUUUUAGCUAAAGAGUUGACAUACCCUAAAAAAAAGGGCCUUAAGGCAAAUGGUUGCAGGAUUUUACUUUACAACUGCAAACUGUGGAAUUCUAAGAGGCAUUUUAUAACUGGUUGCAAAAGAGGAUUGCCUUUCAAAUGCAUGUUUCAAUUUUUAGGGUUAGAACCCACAGGAAAAGGUGAAUCAAAAGGUGAGAAUUCUCAAGCUGGUGAUCAGUCAAAUUACCACUAAAAUAUAAACUCACCAUUUUUCACAUAAACUAUGGAAAAUAAAGGCUAAAUUAAUACGAAUAAUUAAAUAUAAAAUAUUUAAUUAUUUAGAAUGUUAAAAUAAACUCCUAAGGUUUAAAAACAAAAUGGAUAACAACAAUCUAAAUAAUAGUAACUUGCACAUAUAAUUGAAAUUCAGUAUUAAAAAAUCACUUUUGUAACACAACAUACUCUAAAUUAUUUUGCAUGUAAAAGCCAUCCUGAAUGUUACUAAUACUUUUUAAGCAUACUAAUCUCUAAUACUAAUCUUUUUUUCUGUUUAUAUUUAAUACCUCAUGCUUAAAUGAAAUCAAAUAUUAUUUGGGUAAUUUCUGGUUAGCUUAUAGAGGAGACCUCUUUCAACAGGUGCUUGUGUCUCAAAAGAUCAUGAAGAUUGUAGUGAUUACCCAAUGCAUGCAUGCGAUAAUGAUUGGUUGGUUAAGAACUGCAAGAGAAAGUGUGGGCUCUGUAAAGGUACUUACUGAAACUGUAACCAAAUAAAGUGUCAAUGAUUGAGUUUUUCCUUAUCCUGUCCCAAUCUAUGAAGGAAAGCCCCCCUAGUGGACUAGAGUGAGGAAAUGCCUGACUCUCCAGACCUGGCUUAUUGUUGUUAACCAUUAAACUAACAUUAAAACUGUAAAAGAGGUUAGGUAAGGUGUUGCAGAUUAAUCAUAUUUUCAAGCUUGAUGAGCUUCUUACUUAUGAUCUGUUUGCAGUUCCAACCCCUGCUCCAGUUGGUUUAGCUGCACCCACCGUCUCACCCACCCCUGGUGAGUAGUGGCCUUUGUUAUUGCUCUGUUUAUUUGUCUUUUUUUACAUUUGAUCUCUUGUUUGUGGAUGCUGAUUUUUGUUUAUUUGCUUGUCAGUUAACGUAACACAGCAAUUUGGGCCACUGCAUAAAGCAAGUAAGUAACAAAUUGGAAUCCAAGUGUACAGUUUAAGACUUUAAAUGCUCAAGAAUAUUUUCAUGAGAAUCCUACAAAUUGGAAAAUAAAUUAAUGGUUCAGCAAAUUUAUAUUUUGAUUAAGAUCUUCCAAAUCAUUUUGAUGCUCAAAAAAUAUUUUGCCAAAUCAAAUAAUAGAUUUAGAAGUGCAUAUGUCAAAAAAUUAAAAAUGAAUACAUAACUAAAUAACAUUUUGAGGCUGAAUUUGAAUUCAGUGCCAAGGAAUACAAUAUCCUGUGCUGCCUUUAUAUGUGUGUUUUUUUUAGCAAAUAAAGUUCAAUCGAUAUGUUAAUUGUGUGGUUUUUUAUUCUCUCCUUUCAGAUUGUUACUAUGACGGCAUACAACAUGAGCAUGGCGAACGCUGGUCACCAGGCCCCUGCACGCCCGAAUGCAAAUGCGACGAUGGUAAAAUCCGCUGUACAUUGAUAGAGUGUCCUGAAUUGAACUGCCGUAAUCCGGUUAAGAAACGAUGGAAAUGUUGUCCUGAGUGUCCUGUAGAGGAAGGUACGAUAUCUAACAACCUCUUUGAUUUUCAUACGUAAGUAUGAAAAUCAUACGGGAGCACUUUCCAAUCGAGUAUCGUAAACCCAAAACUAAGGUCAUCACAGUGGCUAGUCAGAUAAAUUGGAAAAGAAAAAUACUAGCUAGUCAGAAGGCUGAUCAGAAAGAAAGAAAGAAAAAUUCUUUAAAUCGCGGGGGAAAAGCGCGGGAAAGAAACGCGGGUUACCAAGUUGCGCUUGGUUUUUAAGUUCUGCAUGUGAUUGGUUGAGAAGGUGGAACAAGUCUUCUGGAACAGUGCGGAGAAGAGCAAAACUCACGUAAUUUCGGAAUAUUUUUGACAAUCAAUUGCUCCAAUUGGAGAGAAGACCCUGGCUUUGAAAUCCAAAGUAGUAUUGAUGGGUAACGUGCAUGCACGGCAGAGGAAUAACGUUAUAAAAUUAUAUUAGUGAUGAAUCUCGCAGUUUGGAGAAUAAUUAUGAAAUCCUUAGCUUUUCUUAAUAAUAAUAAAGUUAAUCAGAAAUUUUAUGAGGUAGUCGCCUAUUUUUCUCAAUAAGGACUCGGCUCUAUAUCCACAGGUCUGAACGCACGUUGUGUGGAGACUGAAGGUGGAACAAGUAAAGGCGCCUGCUGUGUUUUCCCUUUCGUUUAUCAUGGAACCCAGUAUUUUGGCUGCACAGACGAUGAAAACAAGAGGCCUUGGUGUGCUACCACGUCUAACUACGACAUUGAUGGAAUGUGGGGGCAUUGUCUUGGUAAGGAAAUCUUGCUCAAAUCACAAUUACACUUUAUAGAUACUAAACUUUUUGUGCAUAGGCUAAAAGUACGGCUACUUUAUUUUCAGGAGAAGGUCGAGAAACGGUAGAAUCACCGAAGACAACUAAAUUCACUUCUACUGGAGGAGUUGUGGCUACCAAUGGCACCCAUGCUAUCUCGAAGGCCACCUCAGCCACCGAAGGUCAUGUGACAAGCCACGCGACCCAGGCAUACUCCCAAGGAACAAGUGCAGCCACAGAGACUCCUAGUUCCGAUGAACUCCAAGAAUCCUCUUCAGUUGGAACCACUCCUAUGCCGGCAACAUUUGCAGGUAAGUAAAAAGUGCUUUACAGUUAUAACUUGACGUGUGACGUGACUUGUUGCAUUACAUAUAAUAUGACAUGUUGUGUGACGUAUAGCAUGACUUGUUGCGUUAACGCAAGAGGUGCAUAUAACAAUGAGUUUAUUUUUUUGCUUUUCAAUAGCUCCCGUUACAGGAGUGUACUCAGAUUGGUCCCACUGGUCCUCGUGCUCGGCCACUUGUGGUGGAGGUACACAGGAGAGAACACGAAAAUGUUCCUUCCCUAAGGAUACCCAGGGUGGCGUGGACUGUUCUUCUCUAGGUCCCUCGCUGGAAACGAGAGAAUGCAAUGCUCUUUUGUGUCCAGGUAUGUCUAUUAACAAACUCAGAGUGAAAAACAAACAAAUAAUCGAACAAAAAAAAAACAAACAACAGAAUGCCAACUCUCUUGUUCACUGUUCUUGUUUCUUCUAGAAUUCUCUUCAAUUUAUUUUAUUUCGUUCGCAGAGGAUGGUGGGUACUCAGUAUGGAGUGACUGGUCCGAUUGUGACGUCACAUGUGGUGGAGGCCUGACGCAGAGAUACAGAACCUGUAACAGUCCCUCCCCAACUAACGGUGGCCGUGACUGCGCUACAGUAGGCCUGGGACCUGCUAUGGAGUCUAAAGCCUGCAAUCUCAUUUCGUGUCCACGUAAGUGAGAAGUAAUGAACCCAGUUUUUAAUUUAUCAAUGAGAGAACUGUUUCCUGAUUGAAUAUUUCUGUCAUCUUUCAACCAGAUGAUGGCGGUUACACUGAUUGGACCGGCUGGUCACAGUGUGACAAAACCUGUGGGGAGGGUACCAGGUACCGGACACGAUCCUGCACCAAUCCCCCUCCUGCCCACGGUGGACACGACUGCUCGUGGUUCGGGAGCGACAGAGAGGUGUCAUCAUGUAAUGAUGGUCCGUGUGAAGGUGAGAAAGGUUUCAUUGCUUAAAGUGAUGUUAAAAAUUCAAUCUUGAAACAAUCGUUUUCGUCUUUGAGGUCGCUUGAGAUAAGUUCGUGUUGCCUUUAAUUUCUCGUCAUCAUUUUACGCCCCCACUAAAUAAAAAAAACCAUCCAAAACAAAACAAAAUAGAAACAAAAACCUGCUAAGUUGAGGGAUAACACAAAAAAUGUAAACAUGACAAGUUGAAAUUAAAAUAGUCUUGAUGUAUCAAUGACCAAAGAAAGAACAAUGGUGGAAGAGGAUGGAGAAAAAUGCAAAAAAAUUAUAAAACAGUUCAGGCUACAUUUUGGAAGAUUGCAAAUUGUUCGAACGCUCCUUUGACUGCGCGUGUGAACUGCCAAAUAUAAUCAGCUUGCACUUAAAAAAAUUGAUAGGAUGGCUCUUUAUUUGAAAACAAGAAAAGUCGGCCAGCAGGCUGGUUCAAGAGAUAUUCCAGCUACCGGAUUUUUCUGCUAAACGCUUGAAGUCUGAGAGACCUAACAGCAGAAAAGUCGCUGUGUUUGGUCCCUGCGACGUGUGCAUUGACAGUUUACUUCGUUUUUUAUGGAUAAUCUUCCAUCCUACGACAGCAUAUUGUCGCUUGAAAACAAGUCGCCCAAAUUCAGAAUGGUUUGAAUUUGUGAGAUUGAUCGCUGUGACUUGUUUCAGAAGACAUACAUAUACAGACGGGGAGAUUUGAAUCAGAGAGAUUUUGCAGCGACCUGUCCCCUGGUGCAUCUAAACCUUAAAGUUUCUUUUAGUAUUUACUAAACUGGACCUUGUUACCUUCUUGUAGUCGAUGGAGGUUACUCAGACUUUUCCGAGUGGACCGCUUGCAGUCGAACCUGUGGUCCUGGUGUGACAUCUAGACAUAGAACGUGCUCCAACCCCAGCCCUUCCGCGGGCGGAAAGGAUUGUACAAACCUGGGACCAGCGUUUGAACAGCGCUCUUGUUUGUUGGCUGAAUGUCCAGGUGAGUACCAUUCAACAGUAACCGAUUAACUCCACAGACAAAGUCACGAGUUCUCUCCUUUAACUCCUGUAAAUUUCCUUGUUAACUAGCUCGUAGAAUCUGGUGUUUUAUGAAAGUUGUACGCACGUUAUUCGAUACGCAUCCUCUAUUUCCAUGAUAAUGAGCCUAUUUCUGACGCAUAUAUCAAUGUGCUUCCGUUCUGUCACAUGAUUAGCAAGCGGAAAUUGGACCAACUGGAGCAACUGGAACGACUGUACACGGACGUGUGGGUCUGGUAUCCAGUUCAGGAAGCGAGUCUGUAUUCACCCAAAAGGAGAACUGUUCUGUUUGGGAGAAAAAGUACAAUCGAGGCUUUGCAACAGUCGACACUGUCCAGGUAACCUUUUUUUAUUUUCUAAUCACUGACCGAAAUACAGCUAUGCUACGGCAGAGUUAGUACGGGUGAACAGCCAGGAUAGUCGUCAGAUUUCUUUGUUCGAAGGGUAAACGCUCGAAGUGUCAGCCUUGAAACUUGUAACGGUGGCCAAUUUACGUUAUCAACUUAGUUGAUAAUAUAAUACUCUCCCACGACGCAGCACCACAGUUUCUUAAGAAAUUUACCCCUUUUCCAGAUUUCUUUGUUGUUUUUCUUUGUACGAUCUUUUUCACCGAGUGUUCCGAGUGUUCCGUACCGUAACAAACAUGGUGAAGUAAAUGAGUAACAGAGUCCUCUCAAUAAUUUAAAACUGCAUCCCCUGGUUGAUGUUUUCGUUCUUCUCAUUAACCUUCUGGUUGAAAAUGUAUUGAAAUUGUUGGGAGAAGUUGUCUUUUGGUCACUCUCCAUUUUGAAGGAAUUAAUAAUUCCGCCUAAAUGCGAGUUCGUUUAUGAUGACUGAUAAUCUAUGUUUCCUCUGCAGUAAAUGGUAACUAUACUGACUGGUCAGAAUGGACGUCAUGUUCUACUACAUGUGGUGUCGGCGUCAAGGCCCGUAACAGAACAUGCACUAACCCGAUGCCUCAGUUUGGCGGGAAGUCAUGUGAAGAGCAGGGCCUGGGUCUGCCAAAUGAAGCCAAACAUUGCUACAUGCGGCAAUGCGGAGGUUGGUAUAAACUGAACAAUUCAGAAAAUUGUACUCUUUUUCUUAAUUUCUUGCUUUCAACGUUAGAGCAGUCUCCACUUGGGGUCACAAAUCUAGUUGCUAAUCACUGCGAAAGACAUCUGCAAAAAGAGCCAAUGAGAGAGCGCAGAUUAUCUGCACUAAGGGCGGGAAAACGGGAUUUACUAAAUCUCCAAUGAUAUUUAUUAUAUUUUUUAUUGGUUGAAAAGCAAGCGCGAGUUGUUUUUCGCUCGGCGCAUAACGCAACUCUCAAUUGAGAGUUGAAGGUAAUCGUGGAUUGCUUUGUUAUUGCUUUACUUCGGUCCGUUAUAGAUCCAGACAAAUUAUGCAACUUUUCUCAACCAUCAGACUCAAAACUAAAACCAAUUGCGACUUGGGUACUCGCGUUUUCUGCGCUUUAGGCAUAUUGCCUUCGACUUCUCAUUGGCUCCUCGUGAUAUUUCCUUGCUCAGUCGAAAAGCGCUCUAUUGCAGUGACGUCCAAUGCAAACGGGAAUUAGGUUUGGUCUUAAGUGGGGCUCCUUCAGAUAUGUGAUUGUAAAUCUUCGUCGAUAUUUUCCUCGUCAGUUAAUGGCAAUUAUUCCGAAUGGGGUGAAUGGUCGACUUGUUCACAUUCCUGUGGGCCUGGAUUCAUGGUUCGUAGUCGAAUGUGCACUAAUCCUCCUCCGUCGAGUGGUGGAUUCGACUGCUCAAGACUGGGUCGACCUGUGCAGAGUACUCAGUGUUAUCUUGUGGACUGUCCAGGUACAAUAAUGUUACAAGUUAUUUGAGAGCUGAUGUCAAAUAAAGCGUUCCCUUUUUAAAAACAAUUUGAGUUUGUUUUGUCACGAGCGCGGAACAACAUAAAUAUUUUAAUCCUCGCGAACGACUGUUCUCCGCUCAGUUUAUGGAAGCUCUAUGACUAAUUUGUUAGAGGGUCGUGCCAAGAUCCAGUUCAUACUAUAAGUUCCUAUGUGACAUUCUCUCUAAACAGUGCUCGCAUUAGCCACGUAGUUUUUGUCUCCAUUCGUUCUUGGGUCCUUUUUCAUCUUCCUGUUUUGCAAAACCUCUUGGCUAAUAUUGUCCUAUCUUCUGAGUUAGUAAUUAUUGUUUAAUGAACUAUUUUAUUCCAUAGCAAGCGAUUUCAAAUAGUUUAAGCUUCAAAUAGUUUAUGCUUGUUUCACCUUUCAAUGGAUAUAGUAGUAUGCUAAAUAAUGAAAACACCAACUGGCUUUUUUUUCCUUCGCAGUUGACGGUAACUACACGCAUUGGUCCAACUGGACCGCUUGCUCCGCGACCUGUGGCGAGGGAACCACAACACGGACUCGCUCCUGUACCAACCCAUCUCCGCUCCACGGUGGUAGAGACUGCUCUGAUAUAGGACCCAAUAUUGAGAUCCAACCUUGCAAACAACAGGACUGUUUGGGUAAAUAAACAAUUUUGGCUUGACUGCUGAAUAACGACGUAGGUUUGUUACCGAACACCAUCUGAAUAGCGGCAUUAGCUUGUUACGAAUACUAUCUAAUACUCUUUUAUAGUAGAGCCUUGUCUGAGUACUUUUCUUCGCAGCUGUUGUUUAGUCUGGUCACGCAACGCGUUAUCUUACCCGUAACGCAAGUGUAAGCUGGCGUGACGAGAGUAAACUACAGGAGCGAAGGAGACUGCGUCGAAGAGUCUUAAAAACAGCUAAUUUUCUCUAAGGACAAUUUCUCUUCACAUCUUCCACACAUGUUUUUACUCACCAACAUUCUGUUAACUCAGGAUCAAGGGGGCUUACAUGCACUGAUGAACAUCUAGCAAAUGUUGCUAGACUGCUUGAAAGUAACCUUUGAUGGACUCACAUCCCAUUCAUGAAAAGAAGCAAAUCUCAUGUCACCUCUAGCCACAGAAACUUUCUACUUGCUUAGGCUUACGACGACUAUGGAAGUCACUUCUGGACAGAGACUUACCUGAUUCUAUUAGCUCAUUGAUAAAUUCGAACUCUUUCAGUAAACGGCGCUUACAGUGGUUGGUCCAGUUGGAGUGUGUGCAGUAAGACGUGCGGACGCGGGUUCAAAAAGAGAAUCAGAGCAUGCAACAAUCCUGUUCCCUCCAAUGGCGGCAAAGAUUGCUAUGAGUUAGGACUGGGGCCUAGCGAAGAACGCAGCCACUGUUUUGAGAGAUCGUGUCCGCGUAAGUAGCCAUGCCUUCGGUUUUCUUAAUCGCUUUGAUUUAUCAGUUUUCAAUAAAGUUGAACCAUUGCUAAUUUUUUUCCUCUUUAAGUGGACGGAAGUUAUAACGAUUGGUCAGCAUGGACCACGUGUUCGAUGUCUUGUGGUGGCGGUGUGAAAUACAGGCAUAGAAACUGCACUAAUCCAACUCCCAUGCACGGAGGGAGAGACUGCUCUCUGAUUGGACCAGCUAUGGAGAGUGACAGCUGUCACAGUGAGCCCUGCCCAGGUAUGUGUCUAAUUCUUAUACUUAUUUUCCUUAAAUUGUAACACGCGUCAUCUUUUGGUGACCUUCUGUUUCAUUAAAACUCAAAAUUUUCAUCUUUGUCUUCUUGCAGUCAAUGGCAUGUAUGGAACAUGGAGCUUGUGGAGUGAAUGCGAUCGAACAUGUGGGGGUGGUAGUCGGGUCAGGUCUCGGUCAUGUACUAACCCCCCUCCUCAGUUUGGUGGCUCGGACUGCACCCCCCUUGGACCCGAGAAAGAGACUGAGCUGUGCAACUUGAACGCAUGUCCCGGUAAGAGCUAGAGCUUCUACAACUUCUAAAACUAUCCAGCGAUCUUAGCUAACGGAUUUGAAACUUUCUUUCUGCAGUUAACGGUAAUUACAGUGAAUGGACUCUAUGGACGCCGUGUUCGGUGACUUGUGGUCAAGGCAUCAUGACCAGGAAGAGGUUCUGUACCAAUCCUCAUCCUACAGUGGGCGGAAAAGACUGCGCUUGGCUGGGACCGGAUCACGAGAAAACAAGCUGUCAGCUGGUGGACUGCCGAGGUAACGAACACCUUUGAGUCGCUCGCUUCUUUGAGCACACUACAAUUCGACACAUUUGUUUUACCGAAAAUCUUCACUUGACUUAGAUGAUAACAGCCCUUUUGUAAACUGCCCACUACCCCGUCCCUGGACAAAAACGAGAAGCAUUUCAAAACAGAAAGACGGGGCUUCCAAUGGAUCUUUUUGUUUAAAAAAUCACUUUUUUUACUGCGCUCGGUGACGGUAAUUCCAACAGACGUGUAAGCCGUGAGGACGAUGGAGGGGGUUGGAUGUUGGGAAGAGGCAUACAUAUACAAUGCGUGUCUUGUGCUAAUCAGAAAUGAAUACGAACAUUGAUACCGUCAGCUAUAUGCUUCUGACCUACUUCAAUGUCAUUAGUUCCCCGCUGGCUUUGCCAGGGAGUUAAAUGGAAACUAAUAUGUAAAACAUAUCCAUACCUAUUCACAUAUAAAAACAUUGCAAAGGCACACCCUCAACAAUGUGUUAGGACUGUCGUUGAAUUUCAUUUGCUUCUAUUCUGUAGUUCACCAGGAAUGCAUACAACCGAGCGUAAAAUUAUAUUGCAGCAUACUGCUAAGAAAUUAUGCUGUCACUGCACGUGCCUCCAAAUCCACUAUCUGACAUGUUUGUUUUCUUCGUUUAGCCAACUGCACGUGCGGAGCGUGGACUGAAUGGAGUGAUUGUUCAUUCACGUGUGGAGGCGGCGUGCAACAUCGCCAGAGGGACUGCUCACCACCCAAAUACCAGAAGGAGAUGUCAUGUGAGAAUGAUAAGAAGGAGAGCCGACUGUGCCGGUCAGAACCAUGUCCAAGUAAGUAUUCAAACCUACGAAAUACCUUAUUAUAGGAAAUAAUAAUAAUUUACUUCAGGUACUUGAAGUAAAGAUGAAGUAGAUAAAGUGAAUUUAAGGCUACGACUGACACAGAGAAACAGAAUCUGUUGAGAUAAAAGGAAUACUUUUAUUUUAGCAGUUGAAGUAAAAAUCUGCAAUAAAAAUCAUCCUUUAUCCUUAGAGUUAAGGGGUUAAGUUUCUAGAAAGUUGCCGCGUCGGUGGGAAUAAUACAAGAUACUUUGGUUUUAUCAACUGAGUUGUAAUGUAAAUUGGCCAACAAAGAUUUUCUAAUGCUUUGUCUUUAGGGACUUUGCCGCUCUCAGCGUUCUUUAUACCGGCAGAUCUCUGCACUGGUAAAAGAGUGCCUUUUCACUUUUUUCCCAGUUGUAAAAAAUGGUUUGCAGUGCAGAAUUUCUCAACUCCAUGUUUGUUUUAAGGAAAAGUAAUUUGUUAACUUAAUAACAAAAUGAUUAUUCGUAUACUUGACAGUUGACGGAAAAUACAGUGAUUGGUCACCAUGGUCACCGUGUUCAGUCACGUGUGGAAUCGGAAAGAAGAACAGAACUCGCUCGUGCAUGUCACCCAAGCCACAGUUUGGCGGGAAAUCGUGCACUGAGCAGGCCCUUGGACCGGGUAUGGAGAUAACUCAAUGUUAUCUGACGCCAUGUCCAGGUAUUUAUCAACAAUAACGAAUUCAAAAGUAUUGGAACAACAUUACACGAGUUCAAAAGUAUUGGAACAACAUUAAACGCAGAGGAGGAGUAAACAUACCGGUUUUUUUUUUUUUUUUUCAUUUUAAUAGGAGAAAACACGGCCUAAAAGCGCUCACCAGUUAUAAUUUGUUUCGUGAAGGACAUUUAAGCUGAAAAAUUUCACGUAUAAAAAAGACAAUGAAUUUCGGGUCCAAGUUGAAAGUGAAUUUUAUUAUCUGGCAGUAGCUGUAAAAUGCUCGUUAAUUAAUAACGGUCGGCGGCCGGUAAAUAUCCACCGACACUGAGGUGAAUAGCUGUUUUAGUAUAUACUGAAAUAGCGAGAUAAUAUAGCACAAAAAGAUUAUUUCAGUAACUCGUUUAUUCCUGCAACGAUUACAAUAUUUUCGAAUCAGAGCGCGUCUUCAACGCUAUCCACUCUCUACUUAUAUACUUAUAGCAAAUAUACGUAAAUAAAAUCAGAUUAUUACUCAGUUUUAUACCGGAAUUACCAAUAACAACUUUGGAUGAGGUUAAUCUAAUUGUUGUAUCACUUAUUCCAGAGCUGUCGGAAUCUUAGUUGAACUGCAUAAUUAACAAAGUCCUUUUUUUUGUUACCCGUAUAGUGAAUGGUGGUUAUACUGAAUGGAACGGCUGGUCACCAUGUUCGGUCACAUGUGGCCGUGGCAUCAAAAAGAGGCAGAGAUUCUGCACCAAUCCUGAGCCAGCAUAUGGUGGUGUCGCCUGUGGACACUUGGGAUCUGGGGAGGAGAUUGUCCAGUGUUAUGAUGUGAACUGUCCUGGUGAGUGCCUAUUACAUUAUAUGAGUAACAGCUCACAAAGGCGACUGGCAAGACUGACUGACAAGAUUUAUGUUUUUGUGAGGCUUUCGUUGAGUUAAAUUCUUCUUCCCUCUUAACUGUGUUUCAUUCGCCUUAUGUAGUUGAUGGUAAGUACAGUCCUUGGUCUCAGUGGUCCGCCUGCUCCAAGACCUGUGGGUACGGUAUUCAAACAAGAAAACGAACCUGUACAGAUCCAGAACCACAACAUGGUGGACGGGACUGCACGGACCUUGGAGAUCCGGAACAUAUCCGACCCUGCCAAGUUAUUCAGUGUCCUAGUAAGUUGCAGUAUGAUUACUUACUUAGAGUUAUUUGCAAAGACUUAGAAAACGAAAACAAGAAGAUGAAAUAGAUGCUUUUUUUAAUCAAACUUGGCGUUUGUCUUCUUUCAUAAGGCGCUAUGGAGGAAUUAAUUGGUAGCAUAAGCUUUGGUUUUUUCCGAUGAUGAAAAUCUCCGCAGUGAUUUGUGAUCGUUUUUGUUUCCUUUUAGUUCAUGGAAAUUACUCUGCUUGGUCCAACUGGGGCUCUUGUUCAGCCACGUGUGGGCCUGGAGUCAAAAAACGCACGCGCACAUGCAUCAACCCGGAACCAGAAUAUGGUGGGCUCACAUGUAAAGAGAGGGACUUGGGACCUAAUACCGAAGCCACGAAAUGCAAUCUGGGAGAAUGUCCAGGUGAGUAGUAAUGAUCUUUAUCACUUUCCAAACUUUUCGCACCGAAAUUUUUUUGGCACUGUAUCGGUAACCAUGAGCAUUUUAUUGAUAUAUAUGAAAUGUGUCGUUUUCGUUUCCUUUUGUUUAGCAUUAAGUUAAGUUGAGUUAAGUUUAUAAUACAAUUAUCCUGAUGCAAUUUGUUUUGCUGACACGAGCGUUUUCUGUUCAGUAAAUGGUGUUUGGGGUCCGUGGUCAUUGUGGUCAGCGUGCACAACCAGCUGUGGUCCGGGGACUAGGGAGAGGAAGCGGUCUUGCAACAGUCCACCUCCUAAAAAUGGCGGUGAACCUUGUCGCGGCGCCGAGAAACAAGUUGGUGACUGCAGCUACCGACCCUGCCCAGGUAAAUAUAAUGCUGAGUGGAAUUAAAAAUUUUUAAAAACAGCGUAGCCGAAAUCGUGGAAUCACGUUAAUUCACCUUUGUGGUUGUUGCACUACUUGUUUUUUAAUUCUUCCUUAGCGGAAUUUUUGGCCAACAUUUUCUCUUGUUUUACUGUCUUUUUGUUACGCCGUCUUUCUGCUUACGCGGCUGUUAAACCGAUGGCUGUCUGUGGUCUUUCCCCACAUCUAGGCAAUUCGGGAAUCUAAAAAACUAUAGAACAAAAAUUCAUGUUUCAAAUCGGAAUCCUUAAUUCACAUAGUAUCUACGAUCGCUUUUCAUUUAAGUAGUUUAUUCUUGUGUUUUCACUUUAUUGUGUUCCCUCUAAUAGUGUCGCUCCAUCCUUCAAUGCAUUAACCUCCCAGACCCGUAAUUCUUCUAUUUGCUUUGACGAAGGACUUACGUUGGAAACGUCAGCUUUAGAAACUCUUAACGGUGCCAAAUUUAAAUCAUCAACUCAGUUGAUAUAAUCAAAUAAAAAAAAAAAAACCCACCGACAUAGCACCACAGUUUCUUCAGAAAUUCGCCCCCUGUGUUCGUCUGUCUGAUUUUCUCUUAGUGGAUGGUUCUACUUGUCAAAAUAGUUUCUGUAUGUCAUAAUUAAGGAUAACCUUCCAAGAUAACUUGUUUUUGUUAAUAAACAAUUUUUUCCUUUUUUCUUACCAUCAGUUGAUGGUAAUUACACCGAGUGGACAGACUGGACUGUGUGCGACAAAACUUGUGGAACGGGAAUCAUGACGCGAUGGCGCGCAUGCUCAAACCCAGCUCCUAAGUUUGGCGGCAGAGAUUGCUCCUUGUUCGGUCCUGAUACUGAACGAAAAUCAUGUCAAGUGAAGGAUUAUUGUCCUGGUAAGUAACUGUUCUGCGUCAGUCUUAUUAGUCGUGGGAGACCACUCGUAUCUCUAAAGGCGAUUGGAAAAUAGGGCUCAAAAAUUAAACGUUUGACUAUACUGUUGCACCUUGGAAGUCGUUGUUCAAGACAGGGUGAGCGUAGGUAUGUAUUUGAUUCAUGUGAGAAAAAGUGAUGCUUUCUUGCUAUAUUCUCGUUUAAUAUCUCAUACUUGAGAGGGGUCUUAUCAUGAAAGCAGCAUGCGGAAAUUCUAAGUUCAUAUGACAUUUUGGUAUAACCUUGAUGGGUUACUUGAAAAAUUGUUUUUAUUCAAUCACCUGUUUCAAUUCUGCAGUCGACGGAAACUGGGGCGAGUGGUCAUCUUGGACUGCCUGUACUAAAUCCUGUGGUGUCGGUGUGAGAAUGCGUGUGAGGUCAUGUGAUAAUCCAACUCCAUCCAAAGACGGAAGAGAUUGUAUUGGACAGAACACGCAAACAAUUGACUGUAAAGCGGGAGAAUGCUGUAAGUUUUUCCUGUGUUCCGAGGCGUGACUGUUUUAACUUGUAUCUCAGGAAUUAAAACAAGAACAUCUUUAAAAUUUGUGCCAUAAAUUGCCAUUCGUUUCUGCAGGUAGUGUACCCAUGAGGCCAUUGGGUUGCUUUGUGGAUAAUAAAUUGUCUGUCCGACCCCUCCCUGAGCUUGUUUUCACGGACAAUGAUCCUCAGAGCACCUUGUACAGCGGUAUCAACGUGCAGUCUGACGAUUGGGAAGCGUAUAUGCCAGAGCUGGUGUGUAGGUUAGUGACUCGUCUCUCCUUUUUGUAGGCAAUGAUAGUGUAAUUGUCAAUUUAGCGUCGAAUAUAAACUUACAGUGUAUUGGCUUUGGUUUACUUUUCCCAGUUAUUGGUCGAGAAAUCUUGGGCCACAAUUUAAGCUCGGUUCGUAAAACAGUGACGAGAUUACAAAAUUCAAAAUCUGCUUCAGUGUUUGGCGUAAUAUGCAUUCAGAUUUAAUGGAAUUCUUAAAAUCCCCACCAAACUGUGACUUGUGGGAAUACAAACUUAAAUGUGACAUAUCACUUUAAAAUCAGUUAUGAUGACUUUACAUUACUAUGAAUUUCCCUAAUUGACCAUUUCCUAUAUAUAUUCAUCACUCACCACAGCGGAAAAUUGCGAUUGACAGGCAGAAUUUAGAUGUUGAUCUUAUUGUGUCAUAAUUUUUUCUAGGUGCGCAAAAGCGGCCGCAUCGAAGAACUACACUCACUUUGGUAUCCAAGGUUAUGGUGAAUGCUGGUCAGGACCUAACGCUGCUAAAACGUAUUCUCAGGACGGGGUCGAGAACAGAUUCACUCAAAGACCCGAACCUAAGCCGUGGGUCGGCUGUGUUGGAGACAACUUUGAGAGAUGCCGCGGUGGAAACUCGCAGUGCGUUGGACAGGAGAAAAGCAACUUUGUUUACGCGUUCUUGAACGGUGAGCACCUCAAUUAUCGAGUGAAAUUUGGAUGAAAGAAACUCAAUUUCUCGCAAAAAUGUUAGGAGCUCUUCUCCUUGAAAUGUCACGGGAUUAAUUUUCUUAAAUGGAAAACAAACGUGUUGAAACGCAACUUCUAUCGUUAUCCUCACUUGGAUUGUUUUCAUUUAGGGUAAGAACGCAUAAUUCUUCUUCGGUGAUGCACUUUUUCGCUCAUAAUCCUGUACACCCUAACAUCAGUAUGCAUAUUCUCCACACUGUUCUCUGUACAUUUCUGUACAAGGUUCUGACAAGAAGAAUCUGUUCGACAAUUAAGAUGUUCUUUAGUUGGUGAUCAUUUCAUAUAUUCUCGUGACCUUCAUGUGUGAUUCAGGGGUGAUCCUGUAAGGAGAAUUUAGAUGUUAGUCACCCUUAGGGAUUAAAGGGUUAAAUGAUUUUAUGAGGAGACGGGAAUGUAAGCUGAAUUAUCUAAUACAAAUUUGACUGACUAGCUUUCGUGAAAAUGGUUCUGAGCGAAGUAAAGCCAUUUUUUUAGGUUAAGUGAAGUGUGCAGCAAAAUCAAUUUUACGACAAAAUAAACAAUGAAUGAAUUUUUUUAAUGUUCUCUUUCUUAACAGUUCAACCCAUGAAUGGAAACUAUGGUCCUUGGUCCCCUUGGACGUUGUGCUCUAAAUCGUGUGCUGGCGGUGUGAGAUCACGAAUAAGGAACUGCACCAAUCCAAUCCCUGAGUAUGGUGGCAAGGACUGUUCCGCUCUUGGAGAGCCUCAGGAAAGCGAGCCUUGCAAUACCAAAAAGAUUUGUCCAGGUAGAUAAAUUCUUUCUUCAUUUGUUCUAUUUUUUCAUCAAGGAACAUGAUAUUAAUGUUGAUAAGGAUAGUGCUUUGGAAAAACGACCUCAAGAGUGUGGGUUCAAGAAAUAAACAAACUUUUUUUGUUUCCAUGGGCUUAUGUUAAAGGAAUUCGAAUUUCUUUACGUCAUAAAACCGAGGUGGUGAAUGUAAAGAAAAUGUGGUUUGCCGUGAUGAGUUCUUUUUUUGUUCCCACUUUCGGCGAAGUCAUUUUUAUUCUCUUUUCUUUCAUCUCAGACGUUUGUCGGAAUAUCAACUAGGAGAGUUUGCCUAGCGUUUUCUUUACUCUCGCUUUGUCAUGCCCUCCAACUGCUGCUCGCUUCUUAUACAAGGAUAAAACAAAACCCAUGCAAAACAAAGGGCAUUUUUGGACCACUUGAAAUCUCUAAUUUUUUUUUACCGUUAUUCGUCCUUUAUUUGGAUUUUUCUCCGAUUUGUAUUUUCUCUCCCUUAGAGGAAAGCAGUUUUUCCUCAGAUGUCUCAGAUAACUGCAUGAAAAAUAACAGAUUUUCAAGUUAACUCCUGUUUGUAUUUUUAGUUGAUGGCGCCUGGGGCGCGUGGAGCAACUGGACCGUGUGCUCAAAGUCGUGUGGCAAAGGUUUUCAAGAGAGGAGCAGACUCUGUGACAGUCCCGCCCCAGCUAACGGUGGCCAAGUGUGCCUGGGACCGGCAAAACAGAAGUUGUCUUGUAACCAAGGAGAAUGCCCUGGUAAGUUUGAACGAGUCAAUUAGCGCACGAGUUAAGAUUAAGGAUAAAUUUUAAUAGCUUUGUUUUUGGUAACAAGGUUUAUAGUCAACUGUAGCAACUUUAUUUGCUUGAAAGUGCAAAAGCAAUUGUAAAUCUCAUCUUCGCGUUAGAAUUUCCCAUCGGCAGAGUCUGCUCUGAAACCUCUCCGAAAAAACGCCGUAUACGUGUUUCACAAACUAUUGCACACGUUUUCUUAUCUACGGUGAUAUUUCUGAAUUGUCACAAUAUUUUUUAAUGCAGUAAACGGCAGCUGGUCAGCGUGGAGUGCGUGGCAAGCAUGCUCAGCAACUUGCGGGGAUGGACUUCAAUUGAGGACUCGUGUCUGUAAGAAUCCUGAACCAAGUAAUGGUGGUUACUCUUGUGAGGGAGAUGAGGUUGAAGUAAAGCCUUGUACAGUGAGGAGAUGUCGUAAGUAGAGUCUUAUGGCACUUUGAACACAGCGGUCAAACGUCGGGCAUGCGCAAGGGGAUCAAUUUUAGCUGGCCAUAUGCCUAAUUCUCGCGCAAAACAUCAAAGGAAAGUAUAAGAAAAAAACCACUGUAUCGCAAAAUAAGUGAACCAAAAUAGAAACGGUCAGAGAUAUCUGAAGAGAAAAGCUGGAUUCUUUUCGAACAUAAUGGCUAUUGACGUAAGGGUAUCCAGUUGUUCUACCAUUUUUUUUUUUUUUGAGCUUUACCAAAAAGGUUAUACGAUUUUAAAACACUGUGACUUGUUUACUGGCGUGUUGGUACUUUGUGACGUGACACGAAAACUGUGAUAGGCUUAACAGUUGUGCAAGAUGCUGUUUUGGUCCAUUUUUUCCUACUGCAAUGCAUGCCACAAAGAACAUUCUACACAGUGAAGAAUACAUAUCAACACGACGUUUUGUUGAGUACCAGAAGUAUUUCGACGUUGGGCAGUGUACCAUGGAACCUUGUUAAAACUGAGGGUUUUUUUUCUUUUUUUCAGCUAUCAAUGGAAAUUACUCUGAAUGGUCAGAUUGGUCUGAGUGCAGCAGAUCAUGUAGCGGCGGCAUCAAAACGAGGAAACGUGAAUGUAUCAACCCUAGUCCCCGCUACAACGGCAGAGAUUGUAAAGAGAUUGGGUCGGCAAUCGAGAAAGUUCAUUGUAAUCCACAGUCCUGUCCAGGUAUGAUAAUUUUCCUAAGGAAGUAUGCUUUUCUUUAUGCUAGUCUACCGACAAAAUGAGUUUUCCAGUGAUAUUUCAUUGCAUUUUAAACUCGGAGCAAAGCGAAGGAAAAAGAUACACAAUGUCAGGGCAGCCGACCCGGCACACUCAAAGCAAUUCCUUUUGAUCGGCUGUUUUUACUUACCCGGUUUUUCUCGAUCAUUUCAGUGCACGGAAACUGGGGCUCAUGGAACAUGUGGAGUUUCUGCUCUGUCAAGUGUGGACCAGGCAAGCGCGAACGCAUGCGCAAGUGUGACAAUCCACCGCCCAAGUUUGGAGGAGAAAACUGCCCUGGUUCAGACAGACAGACCAUGCCUUGCAGUCUGUCUGAUUGCCCAGUAGACGGUAAAUGGGGUCUUUGGUCUCCUUGGACUGCGUGUUCAGCUACGUGUGGCGCUGCUAAGCGCUCGAGGACACGCGGGUGUGAUCACCCUCCACCCGCGCACGCCGGAAAAACAUGCGAAGGGCCAGAGAAGCAGGAAGAAUACUGCAAGCUGCAGCCAUGCAUGGGUGGGUCUUUAUCUGAGUUAACUUUUCGUGAGAAGUUGAGAUACUAACCCUUUUGCUCUCAAAAGUGAUUUACAUGUAACAUCUCUCGAUGAUGUCUAUACGGUUUAGCUAGAAAUCAUUAUCUUGAUCUAACGCCAAAUCCUCGUGACGCAAGGAAAUGCGUAGCAACUGGAAGGGAGAAUUAACGAACAUAUCUUGGGAGUUUAAUGCGCCACAUGGCUUUCACUGUACAUUUUCAAGCGGCAAAAUAAUAUAUAUUAAACAUGAACGAUGAAUUGUGAACAAGACAAGCAAAUGCACUGUACUUUAGAGAGGUAUGGCAUAUUCUAAUUUUUCAGCGCGAGUUAGACAGUGUGAUUAAAAAAAAAGGAAAACUCUGCGAAAUUCUGCGAAGAGAACUUGAGACGCUCCAAGUCUCGAUAGAAGAUUUAAAGAUUUCUUGUAUAAGGUGAGCUUUAAGGGUAAUUUUAAUUCUUACUUGUUUUAGUUAACGGCGGCUACACCAAUUGGGGCAAGUGGACCGAGUGUGACGUCACUUGUGGCGGUGGUCAUAGACAACGAUCACGUGCCUGCACCAACCCUGUACCUGAGUUUGGCGGGCUCAACUGCACUCAUUUGGGUGACUCGGUCCAGUCAGAUGUGUGUAACACUCGACCGUGUGCACGUAAGUAUAACAGAAUUAAUGUUUGUGACUUUAUCAAUGCUUUAGUUGUCAUUGACGGAUCAGUGGUUUGAAAUGCAACUUCUUGUCGUGGCUGCUUAAAAUGAAAUCCUUACGAUAGCAUGGCGUUGCGGAAUCAUAUACAACCGUGUGACCAAUCAUGUUAACUACGCCUUCAACAGCGUUCUCACGCUUAAAAUGGAGUUAACCUCGUGCACCGAAUUUAGCUUUAUGUGAAUUCAGAAGAAUGGGAUGAUCAUUUAGGUUUAAAUGUUUUUAUCAUGGAAAAAGGAAGACCUUCAUUCCAUUUGUUUCCUCUUCUUCUUUAGAACCCGGAGGUUGGUCUGGCUGGUCAGUUUGGUCUUCCUGUAGUCGAUCAUGCGGAAGCGGAAGUACGACCAGAAGACGAACUUGCACCGCGCCCCCACCCUCCUAUGGUGGGCCUGACUGUGUAGGGGAUAGUGUGGAGAGGAAAGCUUGCAAGCUACAGGACUGUUGUAAGUGUAGAGAGGGUUUACAAUAAGUCUGUAAUUCGACUUUGGGUAAAGAUAAAAAGUAAGUUAAGAAAGAAGUCAGAGACUAUUUUGGCACAAGUAUGGGGAAGGGAAAAAUUCUAAAGCCGCCAAAUUUGAACGAGACUUCUCUUUUUGUUGUUGUUGGAUUUUUAAGGAAUAAUCUCUCGCGAAUAAGAAUUUCAGGCUUCGACGGGAUUCAUACUCGUGCCUCAAAGAUUCUAUAGUUAGGGCGUUACUACCAACAGAGCUCCGAGGCCGCAGGGAUCGAGUGAGACAAAUUCUAAAUGGUCCUACAUUCUGCAGACAACCGUCCGUGUACUGCGAGGAUCAUCGGUGUGAAAUGCAGUAGUGACUCUAUUACACAGAGUAUUGCUGAUUAGUGAGAGCAAGAUAUUCACCAUUAGAUUUCCAGUUAAUGUCUUUCCUUUACUCAUUUGAUUUCGUAUUUUGGGUGUACAUAUUGAUAAUUUUUUCAGGUGAGAUUCCAUACAAGGCUCUGGGUUGUUACCGCGAUAAUCACAACUUGUACCGACCCCUCCCUGAGCAGCUGUUCAGUGACCCACAGGAGAAAAUCGACUUCAAAGACUGGCCGAACUAUCUGUCUGACGCCAUAUGCCGGUAAAUAAUGUUUCUGUUCUCUGCUAGAAAAAAGAAUUUUAUGAUUCACAAGGCGGAAAGAAAUGUUUAAUUCCCAUGCCCUGUCUUCGCUCUCUCUUUGUACUUUCCUUCGCAAGAUGGAAGUAAGAGGUAAAUGAACAUUUUGAAAUCGACUGCGUACUAGGAAGACAACGAGAAGUCCAAGGAAUUUGGAUUUAGAACGCUUUUCGGUUGAGUUUCGUAAAACAAUUGUUAAUUAGAAGAAAGGAAAAUACCUUAAGAAUUUUACGUAAAGCCAACCAAACUUACUAAAGCGCGGGAAAACGCAGGUAACCAAGUAGUAAUUGGGUUUAGUUUUGUAUCUGAUUGGUUGAGAGAGUGGCGCGAGUUUUCUGGACCAAUCACAUAGCGAAAUAAAGCAAAACCAAAGCACUUUGGAAUUACUUUCGGCACCCAUUUAAAAUUGUCUUUGAGAUGAUGAAAAUUGUUUUGGAAAUAUCUUCCGCAUAAUCUGACUCGAGUUCGGGAAAGAUACACCAAGACCUGUCUCAGAAAAGUUAUCAGAAAGAACAAUGUUAUCCUAGAAGUAAUGUGAUUGGAGGCCAGGUAAACAAGAUGUUGUGUAUGUUCUCUUUCACAGAUGCGCCCGUGAGACUCAGAGAAAAGGAUACAGAACGUUUGGUUUACAAAACUAUGGUGAAUGUUUGUCCGGUGAACGAGCGGGUGACUCUUAUUUCCAAGAAGGAGAACAACUGUUGUUCAUGGCGCCAACACAGCCCAAACCACUGUUAGGAUGUGUUGACAAUGAGUUGAAACUGUGUACGGGAAAUAAUUUGGAAUGCGCCGGACAGGAAAAUUCCAACUAUGUGUUUUCUUUGGAUGAUGGUGAGUAAAUUUGAUGGGGAAGUCAUUAAAAUCUUUAGGAAUUUCAAGACACAAAUAUAUACUUAAGAAGCUUUUUGUACUUAAUUUCAUAAUUUUUCCGAUGUUUUUGUCUCAAAAGUCCCUAAAGAAGCUUACCUCUUAAGGCAAGAUAUUUGUACAAUUUCCUACGGUACUGAUCAAUACAAUCUUAUCUCCAAUGUUUUUAACUCGCCGCAGUGGUCUUUAUUUUCUCAGGUUUUCGAGAAACUCAAGGUUUUGCGUGUCAAAUCUUUGCUUUUAGCAAUUUCUAAUGGCUAUACUUUAAAUUCGUCAGUCAAUGAAAUCCCAAAACUAUUUAUCCAACAUGAUAGCUUGUUCACGUUCUGAUAUUUUCUUUUCCUUUGAAGUCAAAGCUGUUCAAGGUAAUUACACAGAAUGGAGCGACUGGAGCGACUGUUCUUCCAAUUGUGGGACUGGCGAGAGGUUCCGAACAAGGAACUGUACCAGUCCCCCUCCGGCUUUUGGAGGAAUGGACUGUUCGUUUAUUGGAAUGGACAGAGACGCAGAAAGUUGUGAGAAGAGAGCAUGCGCAAGUACGCUUGAUGGCUUUUCUAUACAUUUACUACAACUAGAGAUAUGAAGUCUAUUAGAGGUCGAUUGAUCAUGGUCGGUGAACCUCACGCUCAAAAAGGAAGUGAUGGAAAGGAUAUACAAAAAUGUAUCGUGAAAAUGACUCUACAAUGUUCCUGAUUCUCUUACCAGCUGAGAUGUUGCGGUUUUUAUGAGUUAUUCCUGUUGUUACCAUUUUUGUGGUUAGCCAAGGUGUUUUAUCAUGGUAAACUGAAAUUCCAACACAAAGCCCACACCAAGUUGCUUACAAUUCAACGUGAUAUUUAUUGUUGUUUUCUUUCUGCAGUUGAUGGUAACUGGGGAGCAUGGGGGAACUGGAGCACCUGUUCAGCGACGUGUGGUCAUGGCACAGUUCAUAGGACGCGCACGUGCGAUAACCCUGCUCCUUCUAAUGGCGGGAAACCUUGCGCAGGAGAGGGUCAUGAGACAGCAGAGUGUCGCAUGACACCAUGCCCAUGUAAGUGAAAUUCCAUCAAUUUAUGAUUCUCGUAUGUUGUUUUGAGUCAUUAAAGGAAGCAUUGUCUCAUAUGAACGGAAAAAAUUGUUUGAGUGUUUUCUACUGAGUAGGAAAUUUUCUUUGUUAGUGAAUGGUCGUUGGUCCGCUUGGAGCUCAUGGAGUCCUUGCUCGGUAUCUUGUGGCAACGGUCGGCAAGAGCGCAUGCGCAAGUGUAACGAUCCCGUACCCGAGUAUGGCGGAAAAUUCUGUCAAGGACCUGCCAGAGAAUUUCACAAUUGUGAAGAAGAUGAUUGCCCAGGUAAUUUCAUUAUUGUGUUUUUAACUUUUCAGAUUCAGAACUGUCGCUAGAACUUCGGUGUCUACGAGGGUUAAUUUUAACGAAAGGUUAUUCAGCUUAGCUUUGAAAGAAGAUAUCGUUGACAAACUAGCCGUCUUGUGGGGCGGAGUUAAGGUGCUUCUGAAUAAUCCUUUCCUGAAAUUUUCUCCUUUUAGUCAGCGUUCUUGAGUUAAUUUUACCAUAAUCACCAAGAAAAUCAAGCACAUAGUUCAGACGACUUUUGAAUCGAGUUUAAGAAAUGGUUCUCUCUAAUCCGUAGGUUACUGGAGUGAAUGGUCCGCCUGGAGCGCUUGUUCAAAGACGUGUGGUGCUGGUGGAAGGCGUGACAGAACACGCACAUGUCAAGGAGGAGCCACGUGCGUGGGCUCCGCGCGCGAGAUUGAAGUCUGUAAGGUUCAGGAUUGUCCAGGUGCGUGACAAAGUAUUUGUGAGUUCUUUUUGUUUUUAAAAUGACAAUUAAGCUUACUCGUCACAUAUGCUCAACCCUUCACGUCAAUUAUUAACUCAAAGAAAGGAACAGUUGAGAAGGAGUGAUUAAGGAAAAUAAAAAUAUUUACUUGUCUUUGUAGUUUGCCACAAGGCUGUAGACCUUGCGUUCGUCCUGGACGCCUCUGGCACAGUGGAUGACUCUCAAUGGAAAUUAACGAAAGACUUCGUCAAAGGUGUCAGCAGUGGUUUCCGUCUCGCCCCUAACAAGACUCAAGUGUCUAUUUUAGCCUACUCCACGUUACCACAUCUCGAAUUGAGAUUCGAGGACAAAAAUAUUUACGACAGCAUGGACGAUUUCCUUCAAUCGAUGUCUCAGCCACGUGGUGACACGCGUACGGACCGCGCCCUGAAAUUAACACGUGAUCAAUUGAUAACCGCUGAAACGGGCGCACGUGACUUUACGCCCAAAGCGAUUGUUAUUGUUACCGAUGGCGGAGACGCGCCUGACACCACGGCGAAGCGCGCCGAGCAACGCGCCCGCGAACUCAAGGAUAUGGACGGUGCCACGAUUGUUGCUCUGGGGGUGGGAGAAAAAGUGGAUCAGUACGAACUGAGGCAGCUUGCGUCUGAUCCUGAUCAUGCAUUUUUGGUUGCGUCAUAUGAUGAUAUCAUUGGUUACGUCAAAUCAGCGGCUGACGCAGUCUGUACAGGUGAAUUUUUUUGUAUUGUUCAUGCGUUUGUGUGAGCAUUGAGGUUAUUUUACUUCCCUUUUUCGGAGCGAAUUUAUUGCUAGUCUGAGACAAAAAUAAACGGCGAGUUCCCAACGUGUUGACGGCUCCACUUGUUUGGGAAUUCGCACGAAUGAUGUGAUUGUGUUUGGUUUCUUUCUUUCAACCCUGACAACUGUCAUUUAAAAAAGCGUCAAUGAUCUGAAUUUGACAACACAUUAGGGCCGUUUAUAAUUGAGUGUCGAAAACCAAAACCAAAGUGAGCAAUAAGAAAAAAAAAACCCAGCGACCAAUCGAAAUAAAAUGAUUUAAUUGCCAGUAGUCAAUAAGAUUUCAGAGUGAAAACGAGUAAACUACUUGAAGUGCGGGAAAACGCGAAUGACCAAGUCAAUAAUUUUUAGUUUUACAUCUGGUUGGUUAGGAGGAUGGCACAUGUCUUCCGAACCAAUUACAAAGCAAAGUUAAAAAAAAAAAAACAUUUCAGAUUACUUUCGACAUUCAAUUGAUAUUCGCUCCUUAAGAUCUGUUGGUUUGCAUCGUUUCGCGCGUGGAUACAUUCCAUGAUUUUCGACUGAAAGCUGAUUAAUUUUGAAACAAUAAAAUUGGAAUAGUAAUUUCAUAAAGGGACUAACAUGACGAUUUUCUGUGGUUUUUUCUGUAUUUCAGCCAAGCCACCUCCUCCCCCACGUAAGUAUUAUAUCUAAUCUUGUCGACUGAUGCAUAUAGAGGUUUGAUUGCAAAGCUGCUGGUUUAAUCUAAUCACUUUAUCAUAAUCAAGUUGAUGUCCUUCUUUUCCGCUUCAGCUCGUUGGGGCUCGUGGACUGAAUGGAGUCCUUGUAUGAAGACUUGUGGCACAGGUGUCAGUUUGAGAACACGGAAAUGUCUAACCGGAGCGAACUGUAGAGGAACUGGUACCGAGACACGAAAAUGCAAGAUUCAGGAUUGUCCUUGUAAGUUUUUCACUCACUUUUGGAUAUAAUUUUUCCUCAAAUCCGCCUUAUAAUCUUUUCUUUCAUCUCAGCUUGCCAGUUGGCAACAGACCUCGCUUUCGUUCUCCCCGUUUCCUCCAAAAUAAACGACACGGAAUGGCGAGAGGUGCAGAACUUUGCCAAAGGCGUGGCAAACGCGUUCAACAUUUCUUACCCUGGUACCCACGUGGGCGUCUUGUCCUACUCGUCGCAGGCCACCAUGGAGAUGAAAUUCAACCGUUACUUUUACCAGUCUGACGUGCUGAACGCUAUUGAUAACAUUUACCCGGAAGCUAAGAGCGACCAAGGAUCGAGAUUAGAUGACGCUCUGGAAAUAGCCAAUUACGAGCUGUUUACUCCCGCGGGAGGGUCACGUGAUCAGGUUACGAGGGCACUUGUGGUGCUGCUGUCUGAUAAGAUAGAUAACGCAAAGAUUGCUGGGAUUGUACACCGGUUGAAGUUUGGUGGUGUGACCCCAGUAGCUAUAGGAGUGGGGUCUGGUGUCCAGCGUGACGAGUUGUUAAGGAUCGCAGACGCAAACCACACAUUUUCUGUGGAUUCGUACAACGAUCUAAUCACAAUAGCUGGGAAGGUUGUCAAAAGUGCGUGUAAAGGUAAGAAAUGUAAUCUUCAAGUUGUUGUGCGCAAGUUUUCAUAUAUUGCUCAUACACAGUUGUAGUAUAAUGUUUCAUAAGAGGUGCGCAAGAUAUCCCUCCUGUUAAGGAUUUUACCGUUAUUGCGCUACUUGUAACUUGCCCAAAACACAAAUAUUUUGUAGUUGCAAUGUGUGAGCCCCUGAGUAUUUUGUAAAAUUCAUAUAUUUUCGUUUGUUGUUUUUGUAGCUCCAGACUUCCUACUUGAUCAAAUUGUCACCGAAAAACAACGCACUGGUCACGCAUUUCACCGGGUGCCAGUCUUCCACGUCGGUUCUUAUCCAGCAACAUAUCAAGGAGUAACCUCAAUGUCAGUAACACCCGGUCAGCAACAGACCAUGAAUAGCUUUGUUCCGACGCAAGGUCAACAGACAAGCCAGGGUUAUGCUCCAACUAAAGGAUUCUCCAUGAACGCGGCAUCAGGACAGCAGCAAGUUACCUCUGCCCCUGCGUCAACUCAGCAAUCUGCUGAACAGGUCUCUGUUCCACAAGUGGCUUUUGCGGGUGUCACAUCAGCCCCGCCAUCACCUAGUCAGGCUACAAGCGGAGCUCAACCAGUUCCCUCAAAAGCAGCAUCGACCCAGCAACCUGUUGAACAGGUUGGUAUUGUUCCUCAAGCGGCAAGUUUUAGUGUAACAGCAGCGUCGCCAUCAACUAAUUCGGCAACAAACGUGACUCAAUCGAUUGUCUCUAACGCCACGGCAAUUCAGCAACCUGUUGAACAGGUGACUUCCGAUUCACAAGCUACAAGUGCUGGUGUGACGUCAGCGCCGUUACCGGCUGCUCAGGGAACAGUUGCAGCUCAACAGAUUUACUCAAAUGAAACCUCAGCUCAACAGCCUGUUGAACAGGUUACCUCUGCCGCCCAGGCUGCAAGUACAGGCGUGACAUCCGCUCCGCUUCCAACGAGUCCGAUUGCAAACGUGACUGGGCCGGUUUUCUCGAACGUAACGUCGCCUCAACAACCCACUGGACAGGUUCCUGCAGCAGCGCAACCCUCUCAAACUGUUUACGCAAAUGCUACACCUACACAACAACCAGCGACGAUGAGUCAAGGUAUACCACCUCAGCAACCUGUCAAUCCAGUUUCAGGAGUGCAACAACCAGUUUAUUCCAACGCUACAGCAACCCCUCAGCAGCCUCAAGAGGGUAACGGUAACGAAAGUGCUCCUGAAGUCGGCCCUCAGUCCCCGCAGGGUGUUCCCCAGGGGGUGUAUUCUAAUGUCACGACAUCACAGCCAUUGUAUCCGCAACAGCCUGAGCCUACGUAUUCAAACGUUACAGUUCCUCCGCAGAAUGUCACCUCUGUUCUUCCACCAACAAACGAAUCUUUGACACCGACUUCGGUACCUCAGUUACCGAGCGCUCCGGCAGCUCCUGUUCAAGUUGGGGCAGAAGCUGGAGCAAACGCCACAAUCCCGCAGGCUCAACCACAACCUGCCCAGGCUCCAGCAGCACCGGUAUACAAUGGCACUGUGGCUCCAGCGGCGCAAGGCACGAGUGCACCUGCUCAGAAUGUUUCUGCUGUCCAAGCGGUGCCUGCUGUCGCUUCUCCUACCGCUCCGCCUGCCGCACCGCAAGUAACAGCUGGAUCUCCUCCUGCGCCUGCACAGCCAAGUGCGCCCUUGCAAUCGGCUGAGAGCGCUGUCCAAGGUGUUACCCCACAGAGCCCUGCAAGCACUCAGCCAUUUGGUAAGUAAUGUAUAUACAUGUGUCAACGGGUUAUACUCAAUGGAUAAUCGUAUCCUCACAAACUUAGCUUAAAUACAUCUUUUACUUAAAUAGUGACGAGAAAAUGGGUACUCUGUUUACCAGAAUUUAGAUGCAAGCUAUGGGUUAAAAGACGUCAUAGUCUGCAUGUUUCUCUAUGGAAGAAAAUCACUUAGUGAAAUAUGUCUCAGCUGGUGAUUGUGAUUACAUUCAGUGUCCAGUAGAGGUUAAAGUGUUGUGCAGACCUCAUAUGGUAGUCACGUGGUUGGUCUUCCUGAAACAAAUCCAUGUUAAGAUCGCAUUUUUAUUUUGUUUCUAACAGUUUGUCCAUAUGCUAUGGAUAUCGUGUUUGCUUUGGACUCAUCCACGGACGUUACUCCUGUCCAGUGGACUCAACAGAAGGACUUCAUGAAGAAAGUUGCUGAUGGUUUUGAUGUACAGGAGAGCGGGACCCAUGCAGCCUUGGUCGCUUAUUCCACUAUACCUUCAAUCAACUUGAAACUUGGAGAAAGGAAUGUGAAAGGAGAGGUUGAUAAGGCUUUUGAUGACCUGCCACGUGAUCCUGGUAAUAGAAAUCUGGUAAGUCAAGGUUGCUGCCUCGAUGAUGUGAAUAGCAAAGAGAGCCCACUAUAAAACAUGUGAAGGAUACCUUUCUUUGUCAUCGCAUGCCUUUUUAAUUUGGGAUGCUGUCUUUCAAGGCAUAAAGCAUUUUUUAUUGAAAUAAGGAUUUGCGAUCAAUUUUCAGGUCAUUUUGUUGGAAAUGGCUAAAUUCGAGGUGUUCACAAAGUCUAACGGUGUGAGGACCCAUCUCCCCAAGGCCCUUGUGGUGACGGUGCUUGGACCCCAAAACGAUCACAACACUAACGCCGCCAAGAGCCUAAAGUCCUUCGCAAAGCAGUUGGAAAUCAGUGGUGUAAAGGUAAAGAAAUAUGGAAAGGAGUAAAGAGGAAAUGACGUCAUUGCUACACUUUUUACUGACCAUUUCUGUAUUCCAAGCAUGAAAUCAGUAAUCUUCAUUGUUGGUUUUUCAUUUUUCAGGUGAUUGCUGUAGGCAGCCCAAGCAUCGCUGAAUCAGAACUUUCUACAAUGACAACGGAGCCUAAGUAUGCUGUACGGGUUAACGAUCUCCAGUCUCCAGCUGAAGCCGAGAAAGUGACCAAGAUUAUUUGUAACGGUAAGAUGGUGCAAUUGUUUUUUCAAGUUACUUUGCCUUGACUGGUCUUGGGAUUUUUACCUUAAUUUACUCAGGAGAUCACUGGAAUUUCAAGAUACAAGUUGAUAUUCAAAAUGUGAAACAGGAAAAUCCUAGAAAAGAGAUUUUUUAAGAAUCCUUGGCGAUUGCUUCGAACCCUGUUAGUUCCGAGUGUUUUGCGUGUUGGUUCUUAUCGAACAUGAGUCACUCAGACUUAUGUUCAUGCUGCCAGUUCUUACGUUUUCGCACCGUUAAACAAUUUAUCUUGUAUUCUUUCCUCAGUGGCGGCAGGGUUCCCGUCCACAAGCGAGAGCGGACCGCAAGCUCCAUUUCCCUCCCCAGUCCCCUCUGUGCAACAGAAAGUUGCUUCUCCUACCCAAGCUCUCGCCCAGCCCGCAGCAGCUGCAACACACAUGAAUAACUUGUACAAGAGAACACGUGAGUGGACGUUUUUAGUUUCUGUUGUGGUCAACCGUGACGCAACAUUGCAAAAUAGCACCUAGCAAAAAAUAGCAUCUUAGUCCUUGUAAUUUGAUAACCCUAGUCAUUUCGCACGCUUUCUCUUUUAUUUUUCCUUCUGGAGUGAUAAAAAUUGUAUUUGCUUUCCUCUCCUUCUAGCUUACCCAUUCAAUUGUCAACCCGUGUUGUAUUAUGACUUCGACAAGUUUUGCGCGGGUGAAGUAUUUGACGAGUCGGGCUCUGGCAACAACGGGCUGUCCCGCGGGAGUGUGGUUGUUGAGCCGGGAUACAACCAAGACAACGGUGUAGACUUAUCAGACGGGUUCAUUCAGUUGGAUGGAAUGAAUUUCAAGGUAAGGUGCUUUGAGAAUUUGCGACAUAUCUCAGAAGAGAAAAUCUUGAGCUUGAAAUUUGGUGGAGGAUACGUCUAACAAACUUGGUUAAAAUGAAAAGUAAAGCGUGACAAGCGUGACUAGCGUGACAAGCUUAUAAAUAACGCAUCAUAUUGAUACAAAAAAAAUCAUAGGAAUGUAUUCAACUUAACUUUGAUUUUUCCAAAGUACUUAAGGAAACCUAAGGAGGAUAACUUUUAAAGUAAGACAAUUACGGAAUGGAACACUAUAGAGUCAAGUAUGAGGAAGAAAAUAUCAGGGGCUCGUAUCAAGUGCAGUAUAUAUAAGUUAUGGGAAAUUUUUAAAUGAUCAGAAAGCUCCCUCGUCACUUGAAAUGUGAUUUUUUAACUAUGUAAUUUCAAUGAAGGAAAAGCUUGUUGUACUUUUGAUUGUCGAUAGGAUAUUUGUUUUUACAUUUUAAACUUUGUGAUGUAUAACACUUUUAAACUUUAUGACACCGACUUUUAAGUAAUUUAUGGUGAAACGAUGACCACGAGUUUAUUAGUACUUUUUUACUUCUUUUAAUCAAACCCUCUUCAAAUAAAGCCUUUACUUACUUACUUACUUACUUACUUCUACAGGGUAAGCCGACUCUUGGUGUUACUAUAUCAGCAUGGGUCAAGGUUAAGAACGUGACUGCGCCGAACAUAAACGAGAUCUUCGUGACGGAAGCACCUGGAAUAACAGACCCCUCGAAACAGGGACAGUACCACUUUGAGAUCUUAAACAAGGGUAAAGUUCGCUUCUUUCAACGAAAUAUGGACAAGACAGUGUACGGGAGAACUACCAUUGAGGGAAUCCCAGAAAAUAAAUGGGUUCACUUGGCGGGAAUUUACAAUCCUGAAAGCAAACAGGCCGCAAUUUACAUCAAUGGACGAGCUGUUAAGAACUAUGAACAGACGGAUGCACAAGAGACUGAAGCUUUGAACACAGAUUGGAGUAAGGCCGCGUAUAUUGGGACAUUUUACGACGAUGAGGGGCCUCGACGCCAAUUCAAGGGUGCCCUGGAUGAGUUCUAUAUCUUCCCCUGUGCUCUCCCAGAUGAUCAAAUCGUGACCCUCAAGGAUACACACAGAAUACGUAAGUUCAUCGUCAAUUGAAACCAAUUUUUGAAUGAAAUUUCAUAAAAGAAUCAAAGAAUCAAUUAUCAAUUGUUAUCAUUAUUACUGUUUUUGAUAUUUUUCCUAUUAUUAUAGAACUACUACUGCUGCCUCCGUGCAAUAAACCAAAUCGACAAAAUAUCUCGAAAUUCUAAAUAAGGAACGAACAUUCGUAUAGAAGACGUUCUACUGCAGGUCCGAGUAAUUUCCUCGAUUGGCUAGUUUUGUGACAGCUAAUCACGGAGACCAGUCGUGGUUUUACGUCAUCAGUGUCUCAAAUAUUGUCACGUGCCUUCUUUCUCAAAGUUCAUGUUAUGUCACUUACUUUUGUUAUGAUUCCUUCCUAUAAUAGCCAAGUUUGUGGGUCCGUACCCAGGCGUCAAGCGGGAGGUCUGGCGCGGAGUCAAAGGCACCACUAUAACGGACUUGGCCACGCAGAAAGACUAUCCAAACAACCCCUCUGAGGCCUCCAUCAUUGAGGACUUCGACGCACCUAAGAACGAGGGCGACGAUUACGGUUCCCGAAUUAGAGGGUACUUCGUGGCGCCCUAUACAGGAACCUACUCGUUUUCUCUGUCUGGUAACGAUGAAGCUGAGUUGUUCUUUAGUGGGUCGUCGAGAGAAAAAGACAAAGAUUUGUUUGCCGUAGUUAGAGGAACUGGGCACAACAAGUUUGCAGAGUAGGUUUUACGUUUUAAAAUGGAUAAGCCCUAUUUUUUGGCAACAACCAGGUUAUUCUUCUUAAAAGAGAAUUUCGCUCAUUGUGCUAUUUUCAAUUUAACUUUAACCAUUUUCAAUUUAUCUGAUCUCAGAUUUUAAACAGCAGCCAUAACAUAAUUAUAGUCUGGUAACUUCGCGCGAUCCUAAUUUGAAUGAAACUCAGUUUUCAUGCUUUUCACCUCUCCUCUCCCAGACAUCCCUACCAACAGUCUGGUUACAUUCCACUGGAGGCUGGCAAGUAUUACUGGAUUGAGGCCCUGCACAAGGAAGGAAUUAACAGGGACUCCUUAUCCGUUGGCUUCACCUUGGAGUGCCCUAAUGCACCAUCGGUACUUUCUGAGAAACCGAUUCUAAGGCCAAGCCUGCAAUAUCAGAUUCCUCGUAAGUAACACUGUUUAAUUCAGGAAAAUGUGCUAUUUUCAGUGCAGCAAAAUUUUGAAUUUCAGGACAUUUUUCGGGAAGUAUUUUCAUUACAAUAUAUUGCUUUCAACUAGGGAGCUGCACUGAGGUCAAGAAAAUGUGGCCUGGGUUCAAGGAUGAUGAAUACGUCAUACAUAUGACUCCUUCUUGUAAUCCUAUUCGUUUGUACUGCCAUGGCCUCGAUACAGCCUCCCCCCGUGAGUACAUUACUCUGCCUGCUGGCCCCGAUAGGAACUUCGCUAGUUUUUACAGGGGUAGGCUGCUCAACUAUGAAUCCUGUUCUGGCUCUAUCAACCCUGAACCCAAACUGACGGCGAACUACUGGGGAACAACAAGGUGGGUUUUGCUUAUAACUGACGACCUAAAACUUCCAACAUGAAAAUUCAUUAAAACCUGAGAGAGAGAUAUGAAACUGAUGCAAGCGAUACAUUCUUGGUUUUUUUUUUUUUUAUGCCAGGUUUAACAAAAUUCGUGUCGAUCCCACGACGGGUCUCGUUCACAGAGAUGACUUCCAGUUUGCAAAGACCGAGGGCAACCCGGUUCGAUUUGCUCGCGCGGGAGACUGCUUCUCAGCUGCGUCCAAAUGCCGAAAGGGUAAAUUCCAGGUGGAUCUCUCUGGCACGGGAUUACGCAUGCGUAAAGAUGUAGAUUGGGAGGCCUGGGGCACACCAAAAGUACCACAGCGGUUGCUGAGCGUUCGUAAGGCGGAAGACGGAAUGAUGGCAUACGGUGAAUGUGGAGGGUCGUGUGGGGGAUGCCAACCGAUCAAAGAAAGGAUGUUUGUGGAACCAGCGGCCUGUACCGAUCCUUCCACUACAGGUGAUUACUCUUCCAUUGGCAAGGAUGUGUACUAUCUCCUCUCUCAAAUAUUCGUAAUGGCUUGAUAGGACUGAGUGGAGUCCAAUUCGGUCUUUUCAAUUCCAAUUUAUCAAUCGCGAGUAUGACAACUGACAGAAUUGGACGACAAAAAGUCAUGUUACAAAUUAAUCAUAGCCAUUACAAUUUCCGAAAAGAAGUGUGCAUAUUCAUAUAGGAGAACAUCUCCGAUAGUGACAUCGUCCAAAGCAAAAAAUUCCUCCAUUUUUUAAUUCCCCAGUUUAGUAGGGUAAGUAGUUGUUGCUAUGGUAAUUGCAAUCAAUUCUGCGAUUGGUGGAUUUAGCUGAGUGGACUUAGUAUGAUUGGCUCCUUUAACUGUCCGAUUACAGGAGGUGUACUAGGAUUACAACCAACUGUCCUAUUACAACUCUAGAGAAUAUUAAGUAAAAGUAUAACAGCUAAUGCACCAAUCACAUUUGAGGAAAUUGUAACGGUUAUGAUAAAUAAUGGUAAUAGGACCGAAUGGAGUAGAAUUCGGCCUGUAAUCAUAAGAGUGAUUAAUCAAAUCGGACGACCACGUAGCGGGAGUCCGAUGUGUUAAGUACAAUUAUGAUGAAAGACAGAAUUGGACGACGAAAAAUCCUUUUACCAAUUAAUCAAAAUUAUGACAAAAUUUGAGAAAGAAACUAGACAUCGGUUAUACGUUUUCACAAAAAAAAAAAAACAACAACAACCUUUAACUCGGCGAAAUGCGAGACAACAGCGCGCGCAAAUGACUUGUUCUGUCCACUUACACAGGCAUGACGUGUCAACUGUCCCUUAAACUGAGCUAUUAUACUGUCCAAUUACAAGCAUGACGCGUGCUUUGUACUAUUAGUGCUCAAAUCGGGCUGGUAAUUACCAAUCACGUUCGAGAAUUGUGUUAUAAUUUUGAUUAAAGAUGUUAUCAACGUUGGUUAAACUGGAGCCUUGAUAGCAACUUAUUAGGGUCAAGGCGUGUAGCAAGACAUUAUUGAGGGUUUGUUGGGUAAAUCUUUUAUUUAUUCCUUUAUCUAUCUAUCUACGUCAGUCUUCCUUAGUUUUAUAACAUUUGAUGUUGUCCCUAACAUAGUUGUGGAUGAUAAUGCAUCAAAGUUGUUCAAUUGAAGGCAUUUUCUUAUAACACAUCUCACUUUGUUUAUAUUACUUUAGAUGCCGUUGCUCGUCAGUCGAUUCCUUCACCUGGUGCCAAAAAAGAUGAAAAAGGACAGAAAAAAUCUGUUGUAAGUUCACCACAGAAGGUGCAUGUUAGGUCCGAGGCCCCUUACCCGCACGAAAGGGAGUUUUUCCGUUCGGGGCCUGGGCUUGACGAGACAGAACUGGAAGUGUUAGGUCAUGUGACAAAGAAGAAGAAGCGAAGUGAGUCAACGAAGAAAAAGAGAAAGCGACAUCUCAGCGAAUGAAAAACAACGCAGUAUAACUGUUUAGGAUUAAAAGAAAAAAAAGGAGGAUGAGAAAAUAGAUACGGCAACAUUUGUUAUACCAUGUACAAAACUGAACAUUGGGUUGAGUGCCUCGUUUUAACUUUAAAAUGGAGCUUCUCUGAUCUGAAAAUUAUGAAUAUUUGUAAUGGGGUUUUUGAAUAAUCUAUGAUUUACCGAUAUUUUUUCGUUUUAAAGUGGCUGCAAUAAGAAUGUGGCGGCAAAAGAGAGUUUCACUGUUUAAUCCUCAGCAUGCAGGCGCGAGAGAAAGUUUGUCAGCCUCGCUCAUGGUUUCGAUGUUCCUUUUUAGGAUAUAAUCCUGCAGUCCUUGGUUCCUGCUUUGUAGUUGUAUUUUAUUCUAUUGUGUUUCCAUACUUAAUGUUAAGGGGCCUGAAAUAACUCCAGUUUACUAUAUAAAGGGCCUCAAGACGAAUUAUGUACGGUCCAAGGGCUUUAAAUCACUACUGCAGCAUUAAAAGGGACGACGUGGGCCUUCUCUGUCACGGCCUUAAAGAAAAGGGACUCUCCUCUCAGGGCUUCAUAGUAACGUAAUGUUUGAAAUGAGAUCGGAAUGUUUUCUUUUAAAAUGUAAAGUCCUAAAAGGGGUAUGACAAGUAAGGCCUUUCUUUUCGCAUUAUUUAUGUCAGUACUUGUGCAACUGCUUGGCGUAGAUAAUGGUCAUGAUUGAAAAAUUGAUACCUGAAUCAAGAUGGUGUGGUCAUCGGUAGAGUGAAUUAAUCUCUACCCAAGGAAACCAUAUAACUGGCGUUCACAUUUACAAAGACAAGCAAUAGCGAGUCAACAGUUUGUGAAGCUUCGCGGUGGUGGGCUGAAAUAUAAUGAUAAAAAAUGAACCAUGGCAAAUAUAUCGAAUACCCUGGAGUGAGUAAUUAUACCAAUUAAUUGCAAGUUUUAGUUUCUUGUAUAUUGCAG